GACUGCAAGAAGAAAGAGAAUCUUCUCUUUGUUUUGCAGUUCUUCUUUUGCUCAGCCCUUCCAGGCAGCUUCUCUUCACCGAUCCAAACUCCCACCAAACUACCACGCAGAAAUGAACGCAGAAGCAGCCACAGCCCCCGAAGGCUCCAAACCCAGCCCCCCCAAGUUCACGCAGAAGGAGGCCAGGCAGUUCAAGAGCAAGGCUCCCAAAGCUGGACAGAAGGGAUUCAAUGAUCUCCCCGGGAUGGAUGACCUUGGAGGUGCAGAGGUCAUCUGCCCAUGGGAGACGUUUGGUGACAUGGAGCUGAGCGAUCUGGCCCAGAUUGGCAUUGUCUAGACCUUAUGCCAAAUGGAAACAGUCUAUUCCUGGUGGCUGCAAUCCAGAGGCUUUUUUAGAUGCUUUCCUCAUUAGUUCUCCCCCUCUUUUGGCGGGGAGACGAGCAUGAAUGGUUACCAUUUAAGGACGACCUUCGAUAACUGGAGGACAAAAGCUCUUGGACAGCAGCCCCCAAGAAUGACUCUUCUUCUGCCCUGGGCCAGUACAUCUAAACACCUGGAAGUUUUAACAUCUCUCUGAGCUCUUUAUUCUCUUUGAUUUCAUCUGAAUGAGAAGUCCUGUGUAACCCAGCACCCGUGUAAAAGUGUAACACACUGUACCGCUG
Morone saxatilis (striped sea-bass) is the source of this 662-nucleotide messenger RNA. Its product is annotated as retinal cone rhodopsin-sensitive cGMP 3',5'-cyclic phosphodiesterase subunit gamma-like. The record is from RefSeq and is a predicted model, not a curated record. NCBI's taxonomy places the organism in Eukaryota, Metazoa, Chordata, Actinopteri, Moronidae. Gene Ontology annotation, cellular component: photoreceptor outer segment membrane. Gene Ontology annotation, molecular function: cGMP binding; 3',5'-cyclic-nucleotide phosphodiesterase activity. Gene Ontology annotation, biological process: positive regulation of G protein-coupled receptor signaling pathway; visual perception; positive regulation of epidermal growth factor receptor signaling pathway.